UCCCAGGCGAGGCGGCUAUAUGGUAUGUUGGCGAGGCCACAAUGGACAAGGCACCCGCUAAACAUGAAUAUAACACAUUCAUCCUCGGGUUCAUAGGUCAAGCCGAAGGAUAUCCCUAUAUAUAUGUCUAUCAUAUCGUUUCUGCCGCUGUUCGUAUUCUUUUGUCACAAACCAACUCAAGCCAUUAAUAGACGGCGCAUGUCCAAGCUUACAAGACAUGCACCUGAAUAUUCCAAUUCUUCGAAAAUUAGUGCUAAAAUGAAACCCUCUAGCUUCCCUCAUCAACAAUGUUACAUGGAUGCGAGUGCCCAUCAUUUUCGAUGUAGUUACCCGGCUUAUACCAAAUUGAACACAGGUAGUUGAGCUUCGCCCAAGUAGUCAAAGGCCAUGUCCAGUGUUCUUUGUCAAGCGUAGGGUACGAUACUGAUGGGUUAGAAGAUAGUAAAAGUAUGUCAGAGGA
Molecule: messenger RNA, 460 nt
Organism: Cucurbitaria berberidis CBS 394.84
Lineage: Eukaryota; Fungi; Ascomycota; Dothideomycetes; Pleosporales; Cucurbitariaceae
Exons: 1
Coding region: 124-363 (79 amino acids)
Source: RefSeq, a predicted model, not a curated record